This is a messenger RNA of Paramecium octaurelia, 294 nucleotides long. The record is from the annotation of a GenBank genome assembly. Lineage: Eukaryota; Ciliophora; Oligohymenophorea; Peniculida; Parameciidae.
AUAUAUUGUAAAAUGGGAGGUUUUUAGAAGUACCCAAUUCCUCGUUAUGUGUUGGUAUUAAUGAUCUCAUGAAUGUCUCUAGAGUGAUGCCUGGCUUUACAAUAGACAAUGGUUUAGACACUCAGUGCAUAUAGCAAUUCCAACAUUAAUUCUCUCAUUCUUGAUUUACAGAGGAGCAGUAACUUCGUAGACACAGAAAAUGGGAGAAGACUAUUAUGUUGAUCCACAGGAUUAUCAAUCACCAAAGAAAUUGAUUUUCUGAGACUUAAAACACAAAUAUAUAAAUAUAUAAUC